CCGGCUGCAAGCAGAGAGUGCUUUUCCCUGCCAGGACCUGAUGCAAUCCAUUCAAGCCAACAAGUUUGGAGAGAAUGUUGAGUUCAAUCAAUUCAGAACGUCGAGAUGGAGCCCAACUCACUCCAGUGGGUCGGCUCACCGUGUGGAUUGCACGGACCUUAUAUUUUCUAUAAGGCUUUUCAAUUCCACCUUGAAGGCAAACCAAGAAUCUUGUCCCUUGGCGACUUUUUCUUUGUAAGAUGUACGCCAAAGGAUCCGAUUUGCAUAGCGGAGCUCCAGCUGUUGUGGGAAGAAAGGACCAGCCGGCAACUUUUAUCCAGCUCGAAACUUUAUUUCCUCCCCGAAGACACUCCCCAGGGCAGAAAUAGCGACCAUGGCGAGGAUGAGGUCAUCGCCGUCUCCGAAAAGGUGAUCGUGAAAUUGGAAGAUUUGGUCAAAUGGGCGCAUUCUGAUUUCUCCAAGUGGAGAUGUGGGCUCCGAGCCACCCCGGUGAAAACGGAGGCUUGUGGAAGAAAUGGACAGAAGGAGGCCCUGCUCAGGUACAGACAGUCAACCCUCAACAGUGGGCUCAACUUCAAGGACGUUCUCAAGGAGAAGGCCGAUCUUGGGGAAGAUGAGGAAGAAACCAAUGUGAUCGUGCUCAGCUACCCUCAGUACUGUCGGUACCGUUCCAUGCUCAAACGGAUCCAGGAUAAGCCAUCUUCCAUCCUCACGGACCAGUUUGCGCUCGCCCUGGGGGGCAUCGCAAUGGUCAGCAGAAACCCCCAGAUCCUGUACUGUCGGGAUACCUUUGAGCACCCUACUCUCAUAGAAAACGAGAGUAUAUGCGAUGAGUUUGCGCCAAAUCUUAAAGGCAGACCACGCAAAAAGAAAACAUGUCCCCAGAGAAGAGAUUCCUUCAGUGGCUCGAAGGACCCCAACAAUAACUGUGAUGGUAAAGCCAUCAGCAAGGUGAAAGGCGAGGCCAGGUCAGCCUUGACCAAGCCGAAGAAUAACCACAGCAACUGUAAAAAAGCCCCAAAUGAAGAAAAGCCAAAGCUGUCCAUUGGAGAAGAAUGUAGGGCAGACGAACAAGCCUUCUUAGUGGCACUUUAUAAAUACAUGAAAGAAAGAAAAACGCCCAUAGAGCGAAUUCCCUACUUGGGUUUCAAACAGAUUAACCUUUGGACUAUGUUUCAAGCUGCUCAAAAACUUGGAGGAUAUGAAACAAUAACAGCCCGCCGUCAAUGGAAACAUAUUUAUGACGAGUUAGGUGGUAACCCCGGGAGCACCAGCGCGGCCACUUGUACUCGCAGACACUACGAAAGGUUAAUCCUACCAUACGAAAGGUUUAUCAAGGGAGAAGAAGAUAAGCCUUUGCCUCCAAUCAAACCCCGGAAACAGGAAAACAACUCACCAGAAAACGAGAAUAAAACGAAAGUAUCUGGAACCAAACGCAUCAAACAUGAACUGCCCAAAAACAAGAAAGAGAAAGAGAAUACACCAAAGCCCCAGGAUACAUCUGAGGUUUCAGCGGAGCAAGGGAAGGAAGAUGAGGCAGUAAGUCAGAAAAGCAUCCCAGAGCCUCUUGCUGCUCCCGAAGUCAAGAAGAAACCAGAAGGGCACAAGGAUCUUGCAGCGAGGGCGCCGGUGUCCAGAGCAGACCCAGAAAAGGGCAAUGAGACUGACCAAGGUUCCACCAGUGAGAAGGAGGCUGAGGAGGCGGGAGACAAGGGCCCCGCCCCUAUGCUCCCAAGCCCUCCCCUGCCUCCUGAAAGAGACUCAGCUCCUACCCCUGGGGCUGGCAAACAGCCCCUUGCCUCUCCCAGCUCCCAGAUGGACUCAAAGCAAGAAGCCAAACCCUGUUGCUUUACAGAGAGCUCUGAAAAUGACCUCCAAGAAGCACCCUUUCCCAGCUUUCCCGCCACCCAGCCACCCCUGGCAAGCCAGAAUGAGGCAGAGGAAGACAAGCUUCCCGCCAUGACUAACUAUAUUGCCAACUGCACUGUGAAGGUGGACCAGCUGGGCAGUGACGACAUCCACACCGCCCUCAAGCAGACCCCGAAGGUCCUUGUGGUCCAGUCAUUUGACAUGUUCAAAGACAAAGACUUGACCGGGCCCAUGAACGAGAACCACGGACUUAAUUACACGCCCCUGCUCUACUCCCGGGGCAACCCCGGCAUCAUGUCCCCACUGGCCAAGAAAAAGCUUUUGUCCCAGGUGAGUGGGGCGAGCCUCUCCAGCAGCUAUCCCUACGGCUCCCCACCCCCUUUGAUCAGCAAGAAGAAGCUGAUUGCCAGGGACGACCUGUGCUCGGGUUUGUCCCAGGCCCACCACAGCCAAAGCUCUGAUCACACGACCAUCAGCCGGCCAUCCGUAAUCCAACACGUCCAGAGCUUCAAAAGCAAGGCCUCUGAGGAGAGAAAGGGCAUCAAUGAGAUCUUCAAGCACGACAAACUGAGUCGGUCCGAUGCUCACCGCUGUGGUCUCUCCAAGCACCAGCUCAGCUCCCUGGCCGACUCCUACAUCCUGAAGCAAGAGGUGCAGGAGGGCACGGACAAACUAUUAGAGAAGAGAGCGGUCUCCCACGCCCACAUGCCCAGUUUCCUGGCAGACUUCUACUCAUCCCCGCAUCUCCACAGCCUCUACCGACACACGGAACACCAUCUUCACAACGAACAGUCGCCCAAGUAUGCCUCCAGAGACAUGUACCAGGAAUCUGAGAACAGCGCUUUUCUUUCUCACAAACACCCAGAGAAGGUCCAUGUCAACUAUCUCGCCUCUCUGCAUCUGCAAGAUAAGAAGUUGGCUGCGGCAGAAGCCUCCAGAGAUGAUCAACCAACGGACCUGAGCCUUCCCAAGAACCCACAGAAACUAACCAGCAAAGUCCUGGGCCUGGCCCACUCAGCCUCGGGGUCCCAGGAGAUCAAAGGCGCCUCCCAGUUCCAGGUCGUCAGCAGCCAGAGUCGAGACUGUCACCCCAAAGCCUGCCGGGUAUCUCCCAUGACCAUGUCGGCCCCUAAAAAAUACCCCGAGUCGAUUGCAAGGUCGGGAAAACCUCACCAUGUGAGACUGGAGAACUUCAGGAAAAUGGAAGGCAUGGUCCAUCCCAUCCUGCACCGGAAGAUGAGCCCUCAGAACAUUGGAGCGGCUCGCCCUAUCAAGCGCAGCCUGGAGGAUUUGGAUCUUGUGAUCGCUGGGAAAAAAGCCAGGGCUGUGUCUCCCUUGGACCCAGCCAAAGAGGCUUCUGGGAAAGAAAAGGCCUCGGAACAGGAGAGCGAGAGCAGCAAAGGAGCCUACGGUGGGCAUUCUGGGGCUGCAUCCGAAGGCCCCAAGCUUCCGGUCUCCUCCCCCAUCUUCCCAGGUUUGUAUUCUGGUAGCCUGUGUAACUCGGGCCUCAACUCCAGGCUCCCGGCCGGGUACUCCCAUUCUCUGCAGUACUUGAAGAACCAGACGGUGCUCUCUCCUCUCAUGCAGCCCCUGGCUUUCCACUCGCUCGUGAUGCAAAGGGGAAUUUUUACGUCGCCGACCAAUUCUCAGCAGCUGUACAGACACUUGGCUGCCGCGACCCCCGUGGGGAGUUCCUACGGGGACCUGUUGCACAACAGCAUCUACCCGUUAGCUGCUAUCAACCCUCAGGCUGCCUUCCCACCGUCUCAGCUGUCCUCUGUACACCCCAGCACAAAACUGUAAGCCUCGCUGUGCCCAGCAUCCCCAGACGGCGGGGGGGUCCGUGCGCCAACCCCGGAGGGCUGGCUUGCAGAGUUGGAAGUCAGUAUUCCUUCUCAUCUGGCGAUACAGUUCGUCCCAGCCAUAGAGGCCUAAAGGCCAGGUGAACACGCCUACCUUUUUCGAGGACAACCCUAGGCUGGCCGGCCAGUUGUCCGUCCAACACAGAUGGCCUAGGGCCUCCAGACCUCCUUUUCAAGUGGCUCUUUGUGAAGGGUAUCUGUGUCUAUCCCAGAAGAACUCAGAGGACCCCCCUGAGUUUGGAUGGUAGGGAAGCAAUCUGAGCAAAAAAAAAAAAAAAAAAAAAAAAAAAAGUGGGGGCAGGCUUUUCAAAGGACAGGGCAAGAAAGGACUGGCAAGCAACAGCCAGGGGAUGUCCCUCUUUUUCAUAAAACUCACCAAGUUCAAUCAAUGCAAUGUAUAGUAAAACUUAAAGAGACCUUUCAUCCUGACACUAUUAAACAAUCCAGAGAAGUAAACACUGUUAAACUGUAUAUAUUUGCUUCUUAAAGCUACCCGUAUCACUGUUCACUCACCUAAUUUAUAUACAGAUAGUUCUGUUUUCUCCUGGUUCUUUCUUGUUCCUGCCCUGGGGUAUUUUGGGGUUUAUCUGUUUGUUUUGUUUGUUUUUCAAUUAAACGGUAACUCUUCUAUUUGCAGGUCUUCUGUUUUGGGUUUUUUUUUUUUUUUUUGGUGUUUUUGGUUUUUUGUUGUUUUUGUUUUUGUUCUGUUCCGUUUGCAAGGCUGACUGACUCUCUUAGUUGUUGAUGUGUAUUUUUAUCAAUUUUCCCCUUCCCCCCACUUCUUCUUUUGAGCAGCUUUGGGUGGUCAAGUUAUUGUUUACAAAUUGAAGCAACUGAUUUUAGUGGAACCGACUGAGAAGAACCCGUGGAGAACACGAGCUAGCGGAAAGCCUGUGCCUUUGCGGGUCUGCGCCUCGAGGAUUCCGGUCCUCCUAAGUGGCAGAGUUGAGAGAGCUUAGACACUGCUUCUCCAGCCAAAUGCUUUGCUUUGAAGUAUUGGAUUAUGUGAAAAUAUUAAGCAUUGUACUCACCUUAUCUAGGCUGUGAACCCGUCCUACAUACCAGAGAAAUCAUAAAACAAAAAACCUUGUUGGCAAAAAGCCACUGACUAACGGUCUAGAGGACAUACGUGUGGGCUGUGCAGACAUUUUAGGAAUUUCAAAACUUAAGAGCCAGGGUGACUCAUGCUGGUGUUGGGACUGCACCUUUUAAAUGGUCUGGAGAAGGGGACUGGGAAAGGAUGGUGUGUGCCUGUCCAGCAGAGAAGGGGCUACCCAAGAUCUGACCACUGGGCAUCCCAGCCAGGCCUUGGCCCCUUGGGUGACAGAGUUAUUGUCAUCAUCAGCUGGCUUUUUUUAGUUUCCUAGCAAGAUUCUCCCAGGUUACCUCUUUGGGAAGUAAUUGGAUAAUCUGUUUCAAAAGAAAGCCAUCCUCCUUUGGUUUCUGGGGGGUGGGUUUGAUGAGGAUGUGUACACUUAAGGUGUUUUGUAUCAAGUUUUUCACCACGUGGCCAUACUGUCUACUCUGGGGUUUGUUUGACUGUCAUUCUUGACACUGAUUCCAUUUGCUCCCAAGGUACUACAUCUGCUAAGUGUAGCAAGUGGACCCAUAGAGUGGAUUUGCUUUCCCAUCUCCACCCAACUCUGCCAAAAGCUGCUUGGAGAAGUCCCAGGUCCACUGCCCUCCUCUCUCUCGACACUACCAGUAGACUCCAGGACCAUAGUUAACCAAGUCUUUUUAUUUUUACCUCUGACAUAUUUAAGUCUAUGAAACUUGAUGACAGUUUUCAACAUCUCUGAAUAGGUAACUCAACUACAAAAAUAAUCAAAACCAGUGACCGUGAAACUGCGGUUCUUACGCAAAGCCAUGCAUGCCACUCACCUGUAUUGAAAUGUCCUCAUGAUAUGAAGCCAAAUAGUCCAUGUAGUAACAUGCUAUCCAAAGGUGGAAACAAAGGAAUGUAGCGACCCAGUGUUAAGAGUUCCAUUCGCUUCAAUUAAUUAUUUACCUUCCUGUGGAAUAAUAUAUAUAUUAUAUUAUAUUUAAUAGGACCAUAGAUAGACUAGUAUAACUUAGAUCAUAAAUGUGCACAUGCAGAUUAUUCUGCUGUUGCACAAGAAAGGGUAUGUGUGUGUGUGUGUGUGUGUGUGUGUGUGUGUGUGUGUGUGUGUGUGUUGGGGGGGGGUCUCAAUUCCAGCCAGCAUAAUGCUGGCCAGGACACAGUAUGAGAAAGUUGCACUAGAUUAAAUGGUCAGAAUCAGAAGAGGAGAAAAAAAGAACCAGGGAUUCUGCAGCAGGCAUGGGCUGGAUCCAUACAUGGUCCCUGUGAGUUCGUUUCUCGAAGAAAACAGGGAUGUCUGUGUCGCCGCGACCCCCCCCCCCACUCCCCCACGAGCUCACCCAUUUGCAAGAUGGGGUGAUUGUUUUCCUCAGUGUGGUGAGUUGAGAUGUGUUCAUCAUGUAGGAAUUCGAUCACACCAUUUUCAAACAAUGUCAACAUAGUCCAGCUAUUGUUUUUCUCAUCUCUUCCGAGAGGAGACUCACUGUUUCUGCUGAAGGAAGCUCAGACCCUCGGCAAAAACAUCAGGACAAAUGCAAAGAACAGAAGCAGAAGCGGUGUGUUAUUUAUUUUAAAACUCCAAACGGGAGAUCUUGGAAAUCUUUCAAAAAGACCAUUGAAUUUUUCAUUGGCUGAGAAGGACGUUUUAGAAAGUCUUAAAUCAGGCUUUGUUUGCAUUGUUUGAGUUCAAGGGGCCUUACUAUUGAAUGGCAUUGCACAAGCCUUUCUUUGUGCAAUCAAACCAUUGUUAUUGGUAGUUCUGUAAAGGAAACUGUGGAAUCCAAUUGGCACCGGAGUCAUAAAUCCAUUUACCAAGUGUGGCUUCCGAGAAAUGUUGCAAUUCAAAAUGCACUAAGCCCGUGAAUUAUUGGAGAUUUGGAGAUUCUAAAUAAUAUUUAAAAAUAUAUCAUCUCCAUGUAACUUCUGGCCUAACUUUUGGCAAUUUGACUUAGAAAUAAAAUAUAAAGGAAAAGUAAAAUACCAUGAUGGCCCAACCAAACUUUAGGUUUAAAGUACUUUUCCUAGUAAGUGAUUCAAAGGUGUUAAGUAUUUGCCACAGGACUGAUUUAUUUCUUAGCUAGAAGCUCUCGAUUUCGCUUGCUCAUCAGGGCAUCCAUAGAAGGGUUUGUCAAGACUCCGUGUUGACGUCACAGCUUUGCAACCUGGUGCAUGAAUCCUUAAGUACUGUAUUUCACUGUGUUGGUGUGUCUGAUGGAAAUUUCAAGGUGGUCCCACAAAUAUAUUUUGUGUAGUGUGCCUUCAAAGAGAACCAUUAUUUCUCUUCACUUGUUGUCCCACUAAGUUACAUUUGGUGGUGGUCAGCCAAGUCCCAUGUGGUCCAGUUUGACUCAUUGUCCCGAGUUGAGAGAGUAACGGGAACGGUUUUGCCCUGGUGAGACCCACACCCCUGGAGCAGUGAGCACCUCAGCUCCGGUGUUGGCUGUUGAUGUAUUGGAUAUUCUGCUUGUCUCCCCAUGGCAGAAAGAUCUCUGAAAAAAAAAAUAGCAGCAUAAUCUCUUGGCUGUUUAUACUUUUUUAAACUCCCCUGUGUUGUAAAUAGUGUACACUUUGAGUGACUCCAGCUAAUGUAACCUCUACGCUCUGUAAGGUGAUCAUUUGUAUAUAAUGACCUGGCCCAGUGAUGUUAUAUAAUUUCCCAAUGGAGAGGUUAUUGAGUAACCUUUGCGUUAGUUUAAACACUACCAGAAGAAUGCUGAGCCAACUAUAAACACUCAAUUUUGUAUGUUUUCCAAAUUGUACUUAUUACUGCUUUUGAUACUGUAUUCCGUGCCAAUAGUUUCCCAAUCACAUAGCAGGCAAGAGAUAUUUUGUACUUUUUGAUCCACUGUAAUAUUUAAUAAAAAAUGUUACUAUCUGUU
Molecule: messenger RNA, 7670 nt
Organism: Peromyscus californicus insignis
Lineage: Eukaryota; Metazoa; Chordata; Mammalia; Rodentia; Cricetidae
Gene: Arid5b
Product: AT-rich interaction domain 5B
Biological process (GO): regulation of transcription by RNA polymerase II
Cellular component (GO): nucleus
Molecular function (GO): transcription cis-regulatory region binding
Source: RefSeq, a predicted model, not a curated record